This is a messenger RNA of Closterium sp. Naga37s-1, 816 nucleotides long. NCBI's taxonomy places the organism in Eukaryota, Viridiplantae, Streptophyta, Zygnematophyceae, Desmidiales, Closteriaceae. The record is from the annotation of a GenBank genome assembly.
AUGCCGCCUCAAGACCGUACAGCCCGCCGAUGCCCUCCAGUGCUUCCACCGCAAGCAGCGCAUCUUGUUCAUGGGUGGGUGGGGCGUGCUGUUCAUGGGUGGGUGGGGCGUGCUGUUCAUGGGUGGGUGGGGCGUGCUGUUCAUGGGUGGGUGGGGCAUGCUGUUCAUGGGUGGGUGGGGCGUGCUGUUCAUGGGUGGGUGGGGCGUGCUGUUCAUGGGUGGGUGGGGCGUGCUGUUCAUGGGUGGGUGGGGCGUGCUGUUCAUGGGUGGGUGGGGCGUGCUGCUCAUGGGUGGGUGGGGCGUGCUGCUCAUGGGUGCAUAGGGCAUGCUGCUCAUGGGUACGUGGGUGCUGUUGAUGGGUUCAACCUCACCAGGAACGGCCGCGCCUUUGUGUUCAAUCUGACAUACGUGGCACACAUGGGGUCGAUGCACGAGGUGCUGCCAGCGUGGAUGUUCAACACGAGUCUUCUGGGAGGCGCUGUGCUGAGCCGCCAAGACACACCCUUCCAACUCGUCGCCUACAGCUCCUUCCUGCAUGAUCUCCCCUCAAUGAACUCACCACUGGACUAUAGAAGAGUGGCGUGCAUGCACCUGCUGCCCAGCAUGCGCCAGCACAUGCAGGACGCGCGGCGAGUGACCGUCUUUGGCCCGUGGGCGGCCAGAGAGUACAGAAAGCCGUUCUUCCUGCUCUUCAAGAGCGACAACGUGCGUGGCAUGGCCUUUGAGAAGGAAGCUUCUAGGUGGGUGGCGCUUCAGGAGGAAUUUUCCAGGUGGGUGGCGCUUCAGGAGGAAGAUUCGUGGUGGGUGAUGCUUUAG